Molecule: messenger RNA, 570 nt
Organism: Lethenteron reissneri (Far Eastern brook lamprey)
Lineage: Eukaryota; Metazoa; Chordata; Hyperoartia; Petromyzontiformes; Petromyzontidae
Product: inhibin beta A chain-like
Source: RefSeq, a predicted model, not a curated record
ACUAGAUACCCGCUGACGGUGGCACACCUGGAUACAAGUUGCUCCUACGCCUGUGGGGAGUUCUCGCGGCUUAAGAAGAUGCAUGGCCCCAGGUGCGAAGCGCGGAUCGUGGCAAGCCGCAAGAUGCACACGCGCACGGGCAUCGCGUUUGCUCUCCUGGUCACCGCGUGCACCGUGGGCUCUCCUCUCGUCCCGCAAGUGGCCACGCAAGGCCGCUCUGACCUGGCAGCCAGGGUCAGUACCUGGGCCAUGGCGGAAGUCGGAGUCACCGCAAGAUCAAAGCUUGACAAGCACGAUUGCCCGUCCUGUGGUAUGGACUUUCUGCGUCGCGUGGAGGAGAAGCAGGGAGAGGCGCUGCUCGUAGAGGCAGUGAAAAGCCAUAUCCUCAACAAACUGGGACUCCACGAGAGGCCGACCGCCAUUCGACCCAUUCCGCGGCUGGCGAUGCUCGCUGCGGUGAACAAGUUGCACCACACGAAGCGGGGCAGGCGAGGCCACGAUGACACCGAAAAGACUCAGCGCGGCCACGAUUUCGCCGAGAUCAUAAGCUUUGCGAGCUUUGGUGCGUAA